GGGAAGAGCUGACAUCUGGAAAUGGCAACAAAAACACAGAAGAGACUUCAGAAAGCCAGCAAGACAAUAAUGUGGACUCUACAUCUUGCCUCAAAGAAACUGCAAAAACUGAGGACCCUAAGCAAGAGGGUGGCGGCUCAGGCGAGGAGAGCGACGUCCUGAGCAUAAAUGCAGACACUUACGAUAGUGACAUAGAGGGACCCAAAGAGGAGCAGACUGUUAAACCCAUGGAGGGGGCAGUGAAAGUAGUGGACAGCAGCAGAGAAGGCUCUGACCCAGUUGUAAACCCUGACCCAGCAAAUCCUGAACCUCCCACGGGCACUCAGCCAGGGGAAGCUGGAAAGAAAGACAUUCAAAGUGACAUAGACAAAAGCGUCAGCGAGAUUUUAGCGUUUUCAUCCUCUUCGAGCAAAGAGGAAGUUAAAGAACAGAGUGCACCUCCACAGUCCGCAGAUGUUAGUUUACCUGUUCAAGGAGUGUCUGUUUCGAGUCGUGCACCCGCAGCAUGUCGGCCGUCAAUUCAACAAUUAGAGCUUUUGGAGUUGGAAAUGAGGGCGAGGGCCAUAAAGGCUCUGAUGAAAGCAAGUGAUGGGAAAAAACAUCUCGUACCAAAAAAUGUUUAACAUGUUGUUGGUUUAAUAAGACAGUUGACAACAUAGGACUUGAAUACUCAGAUUAUUGAGUGUGCACCAUUCAAACCGUGUUAUUUUAGUGCUCCAUAUUGGAAUGAUGUUGCAGAGAAAGUUAAACACA
Molecule: messenger RNA, 753 nt
Organism: Plectropomus leopardus (leopard coralgrouper)
Lineage: Eukaryota; Metazoa; Chordata; Actinopteri; Perciformes; Serranidae
Source: RefSeq, a predicted model, not a curated record